CAUCAUCGGACGUCGCUACAGAGCAGAGGGGCUCCACGGGGAGAAAUACAGUCGGCAUAUUAAUGAAACAGAAAGCGUUGACAGCGAUGAGCGCUUGUCAGGACAAAACGUCUUUGAGUUGUUCGGAAAGCAGGGAAAAUGUCAGCGGGAAUGAAUGGGGAAGGAUGGAUGAUUCGUAUACGUCUUGCUUUGACGAGCCCAUGGGCGACGCGAUUCACGGCGGGAUGAAUGCGGUGCAGUCGGGCAUAGACAUGCAUCUGCCACUUCCCCUAGGCCAACGCGAACUGAUGCUAGGCCUGGUGGAUGAGGGUUUCCCCGUCUAUCAUGGCCGUCUCGGUUCUGAUCCGGACUCGGAUUAUCUCGACAUCCCCAGCGACCCGAACUACAGCGAGAGCGACGGGAACGUCACCACGAAAAAGCGCAACCGCUCCAACAGCUCGCGCCAUCGUGGGGAAGUUGUAACGGAACUCGGACCCGAAGAGGUGCGCUGGUUCUACAAAGAGGACAAGAGGACAUGGAAACCGUUUGUUGGACACGAUUCUCUGAAAAUUGAGUUGGCUUAUCGCAAAUUCUGCGAGCUUAACCCGAACAAGGUCAGACGGAGGGAUACCAGUGAGGAAGCAGAGGAUUUAUUCGAGUCUCCGUCAGAAUGUGGAGAACCGGCGGUCCGGAGACAGUCCGCGGCGGCUGCGGCUGCGGCAGCGUCGGCACCGGGACCCGAGAACUCGGAUGCGGGAUGCUGCUCAACAGACGAGACGGAGCUGGAGUCGGAAAGCAUAAAUGUGGAGGCAGUGUGUGUCCGUGGAGGACUCUACGAGGUGGACAUUAAAGGGAAAGACUGUUAUCCUGUAUACUGGAACCAACAGGACCACAUCCCGGUCAUGAGAGGCCAAUGGUUCACGGACGGUACCUGGUUGCCUCUGGAGGAAGUGGACAGUGACCUCAUUGAACUGGAGCACCUGGCCUGUUUCCGAGGCCAGCAGAUGAAAGACACAUUCGACACGGAAGCGGUGGCCAUCACGGUGGACAGCAAAGAUGCCAUUCACAGUUUGAAACUGAGCCGGAGCCAUGUGGACUGGCACAGCGUGGAUGAAGUGUACCUUUACAGCGACGCCACCACCUCUAAGAUUGCACGAACCGUCACUCAGAAACUGGGGUUCUCAAAAGCCUCCAGUAGUGGGACGCGUCUCCACCGAGGUUACGUGGAGGAGGCGGCUCUAGAGGACACGCCCCCUGAAACGACGCACAUAGUCUUUGUGGUACAUGGGAUUGGCCAAAAGAUGGAUCAGGGGCGGAUCAUUAGAAAUACAAGCAUGAUGCGUGAUGCUGCUCGCAAGAUGGAGGAGAAGCACUUUUCUGACCGAACAAAUGAACACGUUGAGUUCCUUCCUGUUGAAUGGCGAUCUAAACUCUCCCUUGAUGGAGACACCGUGGACUCUAUUACUCCAGACAAAGUGCGAGGUCUGAGAGACAUGCUGAACAGCAGUGCAAUGGACAUUAUGUACUACACAAGCCCUUUGUACAGGGAUGAGAUCACCCGGGGUCUAACCAAAGAGCUGAACCGACUCUACAUGCUCUUCUGCGAGCGCAACCCAGAAUUCGCAGAGAAAGGAAAGGUGUCCAUCGUCUCCCACUCACUCGGCUGUGUCAUCACCUUUGACAUCAUGACAGGGUGGGACCCUGUGCGCUUUGUUCACAAAGACGUGGCAGAUGCCGUGGAGGCUGAUGUAAGCAGACAAGAGCGUCAGCUACUGGAGGAUCUUCGUAUGACAUGCUUAAGAAUGAGGGAUUUGGAAGAUAAGCUUCAGCAUGUCCAAACGUCAACCUCAAGACCCUCUCCAGCCCUGAAAUUCAAGGUGGAGAACUUCUUCUGCAUGGGAUCUCCUCUGGCUGUUUUCUUGGCUUUGCGAGGUGUCCGUCCUGGAUCCGACGGAACGCAGGACAACAUCCUACCUAAACAUAUCUGUCAGCGGCUUUUCAACAUCUUCCAUCCCACUGAUCCUGUAGCAUACAGGUUGGAGCCUCUCAUCCUGAAGCAUUACAGCAAUAUAUCACCUGUCCAGAUUCACUGGUAUAACACCACCAGCCCCACACCAUAUGACCAGAUCCGUCCCAAUCUACUGAAUCCGUCAAAGGAAAGUGCCUAUGUGUCCGAUACGGAGAGCCUCCCGAGCCCAUGCACCUCCCCUCCACAGCCCCGCAGACACUACGGCGAGUCUAUUACCAACCUGGGCAAGGCCAGCAUCAUGGGAGCGGCAAGUAUAGGUAAAGGCAUUGGAGGGAUCCUGUUCUCCAGAUUUUCCCGCUCGAGUGGACAGGUGGGGGGUGUGGAGGAGGAGCCAUUAGACUCAGAAGGUGGGACAUGUGAGAAAGGGGAAGAGGGCAGAUCUGUGGAGUUAGAUGAUAAACCGGAGGAGAAGAUUGAGGAGAAAAUCGAGGAGAAGGCAGGAGACACCAGCAUGUCGCAGUCGGCCUCUGUCAUUAUGGAUAACUCCUCCUUGGAGCUUGAGAAACGCAUCGACUUUGAGCUGAGGGAGGGCCUGGUGGAAAGCCGCUAUUGGUCAGCGGUGACAUCACACACGGCUUAUUGGUGCUCACACGAUGUGGCUCUGUUUCUGCUAACGUUCAUGUACAGGCCAAAUGAAGUGAAUGACAUGACAGAGGACAACCCUGACUCAUAACACACACACACACAUAUGAACUCUAGCACCCUUGAUCACUCUCUUAAUUUAGUUUAGCAGACCUUGUUCACUGUGCGUCAGGGAUCCUUGCCUUGUUUCCUUAAUUUUAGAAGCACACCUUAGGAAGAGACUUACUCUCUCCCCUACAUCCGCAAACUAGGAUUGUUCUUAACCUCGAUCGAUGAAAUGAUGACAAUGAUCCUACUUGUUUCAGGUUGGACAAUUCACACCUUGAAUCUUCGCAAAGUUGCAAACUCUUCAUAUUGACUGAUGUGUAUGAACUUGUGGUUGGAUAGCAUGACUGACAAGAAUCUGCUGAAUUGGAGGUUCACAAUCAGAAGGGUUUGAGAAAUGCGUCCGAUGUGAUUAUUUAUUGGCUAAACAAUUAUACGUUCUAAAGAUUUUUUUUUUUUUUUUUUACAAAUUAAGAAUUACUCCUAUGUUUACUUUAUUUAGAUGCUAAAAGAAUAAUCUAAUCUAAAAGUGGCCAAAUAUUGAGUUGAUAGUCGAUGGAAGCAGUGCACAUAACCACAUCAUUAUAUACAGUAUUCUCCCUCAUGUUCCAAAUCCAUGUGACUACAAAAGGAUAUAUUUUGAAGAAUUUUACUAGUCGCUUUUGUUAUUACAAUCAAUGGAGACCAGUUUUAUAUGGUAUAAUUGAUAAACUUUUGUCAUAUUUUCAUUUACAUUUUAGUUAAACUUUUAGUAAUUUUGUUUUUUGUUUUUGUCAUUUUUAUUAGUUUAUUUUUUUAUGUCUAUACAGGUUUUGUAAAUUUUGGUUUAAAAUUUACUAAAACUAAAACUUAAAUGCUUUGUUAAAGGGAAAUAUUGACUUUAAUUUAUUUCAGUUGUCUCUUAUUUUAUUAAGUGACAAAACCAUUUUUUAAUGGUUUAAUUUUAGAUAGCGAUAAUAACUUUGAAGACUGAAGCUUUUAUGUUUCAAAAAGCACCAUAAAAUUUCAUAAAAGGGAAAAUAUUGCCAUUCGUUUGAAUUUUAUGUGAACAGAUCUAAAUUUAAUUUGGUAUUCCCCAAACAUGUUGUAUAUUCUUAAUCCAGUGCAUUCUUAAAGGGAUAGUUCACCCACACAGCAAAAACUCCUGUGUUAAAUGAAAUGAAGUUUAUUUGGCUCCAGACUGAAGAGUGGUAAAGUGUUAAAAUAUGAGUGUGAAAUUAACACUCAAGAGUAAUGAGAUAAUUAAGUGAUUCAUUGAGUGAUGAUUGGCCAUUAUUGAAGACACCUGAUAUUAA
Molecule: messenger RNA, 3930 nt
Organism: Pimephales promelas (fathead minnow)
Lineage: Eukaryota; Metazoa; Chordata; Actinopteri; Cypriniformes; Leuciscidae
Gene: ddhd1b
Product: DDHD domain containing 1b
Cellular component (GO): cytoplasm
Molecular function (GO): metal ion binding; glycerophospholipase activity
Source: RefSeq, a predicted model, not a curated record